Molecule: messenger RNA, 2122 nt
Organism: Fusarium verticillioides 7600
Lineage: Eukaryota; Fungi; Ascomycota; Sordariomycetes; Hypocreales; Nectriaceae
Exons: 3
Coding region: 660-1727 (355 amino acids)
Molecular function (GO): glycosyltransferase activity
Source: RefSeq, a predicted model, not a curated record
CAAAUAAACUACAUUAGAAGAAACUUAAGCCAUGUCCAUAUAUCUUAAGCUAAAGUACUUUUAUAGGUCAAGCUUAUACUUUAGAUAUAGAGAUAAUGUUCUCCGUUGAAUGGACAAUAUUAGGACGUCUUGAUCGUCGGAACACGGCAGAUGAAAACAACGACUAGGGGACCCAAGAGCUUCCUCCGAUUGGCAAAUCGUAUAUUAUCUCUUGUUGCGACUAGGCUAGUUCAAGUAGGUAUCGCAAAUCAUGCAGGGUUGAUACAUACCUAUCUAAGCGCCUGGUCCAAAAGUAUCUUUGCAGAGGGUCUUUGCUUAAUUAAGUGGCACGCCGCAGUAUUCAUUUCAUUCCUUCUGUUGGACAGCAGUUGUUAGUUGGCUUCUGAAUUUCACUCGCAUUCUUACUUCCUUCUUCAUCUUCUUUUUCCAUUUUCCUCUGAAUCGUUCAGUACCUAGACUUCAGCUUAUGUCUGCCUGACAAUACUGUAUAAUCACACAAGGAUAGACUCCUUAACCACUCUCUUAUCUAGAUACAUAGGCUCAUCGCACUCACCACUCGCUCACUAUUUCCGCAAUCCAGUUGCUAGAUCACCUAAAUUCCCUCGCUGAAAGCCUCGAGAUCAGCAUCUAUAACUCAGAUAUUGUGCCCCACGAAACAAAUGGCAAAGCUACUAUCUGAACUGACGCCUUCAUUCCCGCCGAGCUUGAUGGCGCCAAAACGAUAUCGAUGGGCUGCGGGAGUCAUUUUUGUCGUCUUUUUGUUCUACUUCUUCUCAAUUAAUGGAUUUCUCUACCAGGAGCCCUUGAAAUACCGUGGCUCGAUAGAGGUCGAUUGGUCGCGCUUCGCCUACACCCAAUAUGUCACCAACAGCGACUAUCUCUGUAACUCGGUCAUGCUCUUUGAGUCAUUGCACCGUUUUUCCAGUCGUGCCGACAGAGUGAUGAUGUAUCCUUCUCACAUGUUCGAGGCAAAUAACGGCAGUUCUGUGGAUACCCAAUUGCUUAUCAAGGCUCGCGAUGAAUAUCGAGUCAAGCUCGUUCCCAUUACAGUCCAGCACAAGGAUAAUAAAGAUAAUACCUGGGCUGAUUCAUACACAAAGCUCCUCGCUUUUAAUCAGACCCAAUACAGCCGCGUGCUUUCUAUCGAUUCUGAUUCCACGCUCUUGCAAAACAUGGAUGAACUAUUCCUUUCGCCCCCAGCACCAGUAGCUAUGCCAAGAGCUUACUGGCUGUUUCCUGAGAAGGAGAUCCUCUCAUCUCAGGUAAUACUUCUCCAACCUUCAGAAAAGGAAUUUGCUCGCAUUAUGGCCAAGGUGGACUCUGCCUCUGAGAACGACUUUGAUAUGGAGAUUGUGAACUACCUGUAUCGCGAGAGUGCUCUUGUCCUCCCGCAUCGUCCCUAUGACUUGCUAACGGGCGAGUUCCGUGCAAACGAUCACAAGAGGUAUCUCGGCUCUGACACUGAGCCUUGGGAUCCCGUCACUGUCUACAACGAAGCCAAACUCGUCCAUUUUUCGGACUGGCCGGUUUCCAAGCCAUGGAUACAAACGGAUGAGGAACUUCGCCUCCAGUCACAACCCAACUGCACGACUUUGGCAGAUGGUGCAGAGGACUGUGCGGCAAGGAUAAUAUGGAACUCUUUCUAUACAGAUUUCAAACGAAAGCGGAAGGAAAUUUGCGGACUGGAUGAGGUAGUGAUAUUGCCCGAGGAAGAAUACGAGGAAUAAUCUCCUGGCAAAGGCAGGCUAUUCAAUAUCAGAGCAAUGACUAUAAGGCUCGAAAUGUAUUGUGAGUAAAGGCGUACAUGUUGAUUCCUUGUGGAAUGUACAUUUGAUGUGAUACCUGCAGGCGUGUUAUUCGAGACGAACGCGAGAUGAUUUGGCAUGAGCAAAGUGUUUGUUUACUAUCAAGAGAAAACACGACACGGCAAUAGACAAUAUCCCUAGACUUCUGUUCAGCAAUUAGGUACCUAGCCAGGCCGUAUGAUUACAAUCUGUACGACACACUUACACACAAUCGGGCCAAUCACGGAUUUUAACGGCAGACCAGACCCAUAGUUACCCGUUAAUUGACGUUGUAGCUGCGUUGCCCCCACAUCCAUUUGUGUGCCUGUGAUGUCUUG